UCUCCAUAAUCAUUUCACAGCGCGAGAGGAGCGCGGCAACAUGAGGCACGUUCAACUCGACUAAAAACCUAGCGAAAAUAUUGGAAAUACUUUGGAUUUUAAUUCACUUCGGGCAGAGGGUUUUGUUAUCAUGAAAGCGUGAGCUGGUUUGAUAUUUGAGCUUUAAGGCGGAACUAUUUUACAACGCGGUUUUGUCCGCUUUUGCUCCCCCAUGAGAAAGGAAUUUUUGGCGCAUGAAGUUUUUGCCUGCCAUAAAAAAAACUCACCACAUCGCACAAUUGUCGCUGUUUGAAGGCUUUCUUGUGGCUACACAGUUUCUAUUCUUUAACAUAAAUGUUCACAGCUGAUUGAAAACAUUUCCACUUUAGACUCAAAGCAGCUGUGCUGAUCCUUUUGGAGAGAACCUUGUUUUACACUGUACCAUGUCGUCCACUGAGGAGCCGUCUGGCACGGUCCUACACCGGCUCAUCCAGGAGCAGCUCCGCUACGGAAACCCCACGGACACCCGCACUUUACUGGCUAUCCAGCAGCAGGCCCUGCGUGGAGGCGGAGGCAGUGGAAGCAAUAGUGGACCCAGCAGUGGGGGUGAAAUGAGCAGGACCCCCAGGUCUUCUCUAGAAAGCCUCACUCAGGAGGAUCCGCUGCUUCCCCACCUCUCAGCGAGGCAAGAGCCGCAGGGCCAGGAGCACCAAGGGGACUACCAUCACUCAGAAAGCGGCUAUCAUCUGCACGGGGAAAAGCUGCCAACCUAUGAGCAGGCCAAAGCACAUUCCCAGUACCUGUCCUCUCACUGGGCCCACAGGCAGCUCCAUGAGGGGCAGCUCGUGUUGCACGAUGGAUCCUUCCAUGAAGAAGCAGAUCUGUUGGAGCCAAAAUGCAGCCACGUGCGUUCACUCAGCGAGCAUCUCAUGCAGAUGUCUCUGGAGAGACAAGAUGCAGCAGCCAAAGCUGCGUCCAUCAAAAUCAGCUCCCACAGCUACCCGGAGCUCCCCUACUACACCCCACAGUGCCUUCAGAGGAUGGGGCAAAACGCAGACAAACGCAGCCCACCCCCAGAAUACUGCAGCCCCAUGCAGGGUCAGGGUUUUAUCCCUCACCAGAUCCAGGAACAAGUGCAAGCUCAGCCCCAAAGAUAUGUCCAGUCUGAACAGCCAGGAGACGUACCCAGCUACAACACAUUCAACAGCCUGCCACCUGCUGGCUUGGAGGAACCUAACCAGGUGGAGCUCUUGGUGAUGGAGAAUGAGAGACUCAGACAAGAACUGGAAGCUCACCGGGAGAAAACUGGCCGCAUUCAAAAGCUGGAGCAGGAGAUUCAGCGCAUUUCCGAGGCUUACGAGACACUGAUGCAGGGCAGCAGUAAGAGGGAAAACCUGGAGCAGACACUGAGGAGGAGGCUGGUGGCCGAGAUCAGGAGGCUGCAGGAUUUCAACAGAGAUCUCAGAGAAAACCUGGAAAAAGCCAGGACGCAUGUUGCAAAAGAAGUAGAGGUGGCUGACCACAACCAGCACAUCAUGGCCAAACUCCUUGAACAAAAUGAGGAGCAGAAUGCUGAGCGGGAGCGUAUGGAGCGGGAGAUGCAGCGCCUACGAUCGACAGUGGAGGAGCAGGGCCUCAGGACAAAGCGGCUUGAGGACGCUCUGGAGGCGGCUCGGGGACGAGGGCGUCAGCUCGAGGAUGAGCUGAGGAGGAAGAGGGCGUACGUAGAGAAAGUGGAGAGGCUCCAGAGCGCGCUGGCUCAGCUGCAGUCAACGUGCGAGAAGAGGGAGAGCCUAGAGAUGAAGCUCAGGACGAGGUUGGAGCAGGAGCUGAGGAGUCUGAGGGCUCAGCAGAGGCAGUCUCAGCCGCCGGGACUGACUGUGAAUUCGCUCCAAGAGCGCCUGCGUGAGCGCGAGGAGCGGAUUCUGGCCCUCGAAGCCGACAUGGUGCGUUGGGAACAGAAGUACCUGGAGGAGAGCACCAUGAGGCAGUUUGCCAUGGAGGUGGCUGCCACUGCUGCUGCUCAGAGAGACACCACCAUCAUUAACCACUCACCCUGCCACUCCUCUAACAACAGCUUUAACGAGGAUCUGCCACUUCCCGAUCACAGGAAUCAGGAAAUGGAAAACAGAAUUCGAGCCCUUUAUGCUCAGAUACUGGAAAAAGAUGCUGUGAUAAAGAUUCUCAACCAGCGGCUGCAUCAGGAUCAAAGUCAGAAGGAUGAGCAGAGUCCUCGAACAAACCUCCUGAACACGGUGGGAGCUCCACUCCGACCGGCUUCCUCCACUCCCUCCAUCAGCACAGCUUGCUCCAAGAUUAAAGGCAAAAAUCUGUCAGACGAUCAGACUUUGCCAGUCCGUCAGUUCUCUGCCCAGUCUGAACCUUCAACGCUCGAAAAGCAGCCGGAGGAAACCAAACCUACAGAGGGAACCAGCACAACUAAGCUAAGCAACGACAAGGCAGCACCGAAGAAGAUGCUGUCAAAUCCCUUCAGAGGCCUGGAUGAUCUGGAGUCGGAGGCAGUGGAAAUUUUCAUUUAAGCCACCGUGAUUUGGAUUCUGAAUGAAAGGACAAAAAAAACUAACUUUUGGGUAUCUGUGAAGACUGCAAGAAAAAAGAAUGAGGCAAAUAUGUGAAUGCAUGAAAGUUGGGGAGUUAAAGAGGGCAACGUUUGAGAAACGGACAGUUUUUUUUGUGUGUUUUUUUCACAUGUUGGCAGCAGAGCUGGGCUCUGAACAUCUUUCUCACACUGAGCUGGUCACCUGCAGGCAGUCUGCCCGGCACGCUGAGAAAAAAUGAAUCCUCUGAGGUACUUGGACAGUAUUGUGGAUUGUAAUCUGGUGACAUAUUCUCAUAGAGUAUAUGCCAUGCUAUUUAUAUAAAUAUUUCUAUCUAUGAAUAUAAAAAUGCUGCUUAUCCCCUUUAUUAAUAUUCUUAAUUUUAUUAUUAUUAUUAUUAUUAUUAUCUUUUUUUCCCCCACUAAGCUAAUGAGCUAUAUUCUUACCUUAUAUGGUUUCCACAUUCCCUAAAUAUUAAUAAUUUCAAUGUUUUUUGUUGAAUAUUCAGCAAGGGGUUAACUUUCUGACCUGUGUUUCCUCUCUUCUUUUUCUUUUGUGGGUUUAAUUUUUAAUAAUUGCUUUCCCAUCACACUGAUGAUCUCUUUUUGGAGGUCUGCCCCGAUCUCAUUAAUUUAAACUGAUAACACAUGAUCUGAAAAUCCCACUGCUCAUGUUUCUCCAGCCUGAGCUGCUGGUUCUGCAAUGGUUUGGAGAUAUGUGAACAAUGAGGUCUGUAAUAUAUAGAGUGUGUUUUUAUUAUAAUUAUUUAAACUGACAGAGACCUGGUGUUGAAGAAGUGUAGUUUUGGGAUGUUGUUGUGUAAUUUUAUUAUUAUUUUUUUUACCCCAUCCUCUCAAAAGUAUGUUUGCAUGUGUGAUAGUAGUGAGUGUGAGCCCCGAUGUGGUGAUUCUGCUGGUUUGAUUACCACCGAGGGGCCAAAAAGGUUAGUGUUUUGUUUACUGUGAGUUGCAAACUAACAAACAGGUUAAUUAAUUUUAUUCUAUAUUUUAUAACGGAUGUUUGUAUUAUUAUUUUAGAUACAGUAGUGCUCUGAGCAGGAAACCAAAGAGUUAUUUUGUAAGUUAUAUGCCGACAAUCACGGCCUUGUCAAGCUGUAAACAACCAAUCGUAGGUUGAGUUCAAAAACAGGCAUUUUUUUUUGGUGAAAUCAACUGUUGAAUUCAUGCAACAUUUCAAUAAAACAAUAAAUGUUCCCAUAAACAUUAA
Molecule: messenger RNA, 3764 nt
Organism: Xiphophorus hellerii (green swordtail)
Lineage: Eukaryota; Metazoa; Chordata; Actinopteri; Cyprinodontiformes; Poeciliidae
Product: angiomotin-like 2a
Exons: 12
Coding region: 423-2519 (698 amino acids)
Biological process (GO): actin cytoskeleton organization; establishment of cell polarity involved in ameboidal cell migration; hippo signaling
Cellular component (GO): plasma membrane; bicellular tight junction; cytoplasmic vesicle
Source: RefSeq, a predicted model, not a curated record